AACAUUUUAUAAUGUGCACAGAAGACUUGGCGGCGAACAUGGCGCUCCCAUUGAGGCGCUGUUGCAUGCGGACUUUAGGGACUAAUUACUGUGCUUCUUUGUUAAACGUUCCGUGUUGCCCCGACGCCGGGAGAUCCGCUUUUGUAGCGACAGUGCCGGUUUUAUCUGGACACAGAUUAAUGAACACAAAUUCAUCCAGGAAGUGUGGCUCUCUGUCCAGGUGCAGUCUGAGGUUACCGCGGUCCGUGCCGAAUGCCUGCCACUACAGUGCGGUCCACAGCGAUGCCAAAGUGAAAGAUCCGUUCACACUUGCUCAGAAAGACUUGAAAAACUUGUAUGAUGACAUUAAAAAGGAAUUGUUUGUUUCUACGGCAGAACUGAAGUCUCUGUGCCACUACUACUUUGACGGGAAGGGCAAAGCCUUUCGGCCCAUGAUCGUGGUGCUGAUGGCACGGGCCUGCAACCUCCACAGCAACAGGGACGGUGACCUUCUGCCUGCACAGCGGUCGAUAGCGAUGAUCUCGGAGAUGAUCCACACCGCCAGCCUGGUUCACGAUGAUAUCAUCGAUGGAUCUGAUACCAGGAGAGGGAAAAAAACCAUCAAUGAAGUCUGGGGUGAGAGAAAGGCAGUCCUGGCUGGGGAUUUUAUCCUGUCCGCCGCAUCUAUGGCCCUGGCCCGAAUCGGCAACAAUGCUGUAGUGACAGUCCUGUCCCAGGUCAUCGAGGACCUCGUGAGAGGUGAAUUCAUGCAGCUGGGAUCCAAAGAGAAUGAGAAUGAGAGAUUUAAACACUAUCUGGAGAAGACCUUCAAGAAGACUGCGAGCCUGAUAGCGAACAGCUGUAAAGCAGUAUCCAUUCUUGUAAACCCUGAGCCCGAGGUACAUGAAAUUGCCUACCAGUAUGGGAGGAAUGUGGGAAUCGCAUUCCAGCUUGUGGAUGACAUGCUUGACUUCACAUCUUAUGCAAACCAGCUUGGGAAACCCUCGGCGGCAGACCUCAGGCUGGGCUUAGCCACAGGACCUGUGUUGUUCGCCUGUCGCCAGUUCCCUGAGCUGCAUGCGAUGAUCAUGAGGCGGUUUAGCUUAAACGGAGACGUGGACCGUGCCUGGAGAUACGUUCUGCAGAGCGAUGGUGUCGAGCAAACAAACUACCUCGCUCAGCGCUACUGCCAGGAAGCCAUCCGGCAGAUCAGCAAGCUUCACCCAUCUGCAGAACGCGAGGCACUGAUCCGGCUGACAGAGCUGGUCCUGACCCGCAACAAGUGACCAGAGUCCAGCCACCCACACGCUUGAGGCAGCUACUCCUUGUAGCGGGACCUUGUGGAGGGAGCAAGAGAAGCAGCUCCCUGCUGCUCGCAGUCUGAUAGAUCAGAGGAAAAUGUUAUUUUACGCAAUGGUGAAACAUCACUGUACUGUAAAUGUUGCACUGUCAAGAUUACUGAAAGUGCAAAUUCUGUACUUGAUGCCACUUCCACUCAACCUCAAGUGGACUUGUUUACAGUGUCUAGGAAUCCG
Molecule: messenger RNA, 1514 nt
Organism: Scleropages formosus (Asian bonytongue)
Lineage: Eukaryota; Metazoa; Chordata; Actinopteri; Osteoglossiformes; Osteoglossidae
Gene: pdss1
Product: prenyl (decaprenyl) diphosphate synthase, subunit 1
Exons: 11
Coding region: 12-1265 (417 amino acids)
Biological process (GO): isoprenoid biosynthetic process; ubiquinone biosynthetic process
Cellular component (GO): transferase complex; mitochondrion
Molecular function (GO): prenyltransferase activity
Source: RefSeq, a predicted model, not a curated record